Molecule: messenger RNA, 1175 nt
Organism: Cuscuta epithymum
Lineage: Eukaryota; Viridiplantae; Streptophyta; Magnoliopsida; Solanales; Convolvulaceae
Source: the annotation of a GenBank genome assembly
AUUCCACUCUCUCUGAAUCUUCUUUCUCUUUUAUCUUCAUAUAAAAAGAUAUUAUUUAGCAUGAGUUCCCAAAGAAGGGGUGUCAAUUGGAGUGUUAGCGAGGACAUUGCUUUGUGUAAAGCUUGGGUUAAAAUAUCCGAAGCCGGUGCUAUCGCAUUCAGUCAAGGAGACAAUUGUUUUUGGGGUCGGGUUCACGAUACAUUUUCUCAAAACUCCCAAACUGUUCUUCGAACUCGCGACGCGGUCGAAUCACGCUUCAAAACUAUCAACCGUCAAUGUUGUCUUUGGAAGGAGUACAUGAGGAAGGCAACCACAACUUCACCUCCAGGAUUUAAAAUGAUGGAUGUGGAAUAUCAAGCCAAAGUGUUAUUUAGACAUGAUAAUAAUGACAAACCAUUCAAAUUCGAUCACGCUUGGCAUGUGCUACAUACAUGCCAGAAGUGGUACCAUCAAAAUGAACCACUCCCCGCUCUCACGGUGACUCCGCCUUCACACAACUCUAUCACUUUGGACGUAGAUAGUAGUAGUAAUUCGCCAUCGAAUGACACUAGUGGAUCAAUUCAACAUCCCGGAAGUCGUGACAAACAAAGGGUGGAUAGAAAAGGGAAAGAAAAAAUGCCGAGGAUGGAUCUGGUGAUAAAAGAGCAUUUUGAUCAAAUGAUCAAACAAGGUGAAGAAUCAGGAAAAAAGAGAUAUGAAAGAUAUGAUGAUCUUCACAGAAGAGCUAUGGAGUCCGAGAUUAGAAAGAACAAUGUUGACAUUGUCACUAUGGACCUCUCUAAGUAUUCACCGAGGAAGAAGAAAUGGCUUGAGGAACAACAAAAUGCAAUCAUGAAUGAUACUCAAGAUCAAUAAAGUGUCAUGCAUGCAUUCCAGACUUAAGCAGGGUACUAUCCCCACUAUGCUAAGUAAUAAUUGUUGUAUUUUUAUUUGUGUAAUGCAAUUGAAUUGUCUUUGGCUGUGACUAUUAUCCCCAUUCCCCACUAUCCUUAUAGCCAUGUAUUUUGUUUUUAGUUCAAAUUGUAGUGUAAUUUCAAGGAAUGUAUAUUGUUUUUAGUUCAAAUUGUAGUGUAAUUUCAAGGAAUCGUAGAAUUGGCAACAUGAUAAACAUGUUUUUAAUUGAGGGUGAUGCAUACCCACCUUGGGUUAUUAAUCGUAGAAUUGUUUUUAAUUUG